AUGGAUACAAGUGAUUAUGAAAAGACGUUAAUUGCGCUUGAAGAAGCGUUAGCAACAGUUACAACAACAACAAAAUUAUUAUCAACUGGAUGUCCUAAUGUAAUAUGCACCGCAUUACCCACUCAUUGGCGUAGCAAUAAAUCAUUACCGUUACCGUUUACUGUAUUUGCACUAGGACCGGUUCCGGAUGGAACACUUGUUACAGUUGCAGCCGGAAAUGAAGAAAAUUGCUGUGCUGAUCUACGAAAUAAUCGUACUCAAAUGAAUGGACAAAUUGCUCGUUUUAAUGAUCUGAGAUUUGUUGGUAAAAGUGGGCGAGGAAAAAAUUUUCACUUAACGAUAACAAUCGAUACAAAACCGGCACAGAUAGCAAUCGUUGGUAAAGCAAUCAAAGUUACCGUUGAUGGCCCGCGGGAUUCUCGAACAAAUAAGCGUACGGCAUUAACUCGUCGUACCAGUGUAUCAAUUUCAUCAGAUGAUUGUCCAGUUACCAGCAAAUUUCGUCGCCGGACUUCCACCACAAGUAUUCCAAGGCCGAUACCUACCUUGGUACCACCAAUUCCUGUUUUUCCUUCUUUAUUCAAUCCAUUUUCAUUUAUUCCAAAUCCUCAGUUACCUGCACCAGUAUCGUUGAACUUUUCUCAUUCUCCUUUGCUCAAUCCUACUACUACAGUUAUUAGACAAGCUAUUCCACCUGUUGUUACACCUUUACCGGCCGUUUUAACUCAAAGAACCCGACAAUUACCUCAAUCUGUGGAACAACCAAUCGGAACAAGAACAAGACGAAAAGCAAUGAAAAUUUGGAAACCUUAUGAUAUUAAGUCAUGA
Molecule: messenger RNA, 828 nt
Organism: Cercopithifilaria johnstoni
Lineage: Eukaryota; Metazoa; Nematoda; Chromadorea; Rhabditida; Onchocercidae
Source: the annotation of a GenBank genome assembly